UGUGAAUACUCUAACAUAUAGCCGUUGCCUGUUCAGUGGGAUGAGCAGACAAAUAUAUUUAAAUACGUUAAGGCCUUUUAGAACUAAUGAUACAUUUGAAUGUGAACUAGUUCACUAGAGUACGUGUGUUUUCCGACUUCAUCAUUCUCCCUUGUCUGAUUGGACGAUAGGCGGACCUCAUGACUUCUUGCGUGGCUGUUUCUUCUAGUGAUCACGCUCUCUGACGUUAGUGUUUGAGUUUACCUGCUAGCUCGAAGAGAGUGGGACUACCAACAAAACCUCAGCAUGGUUUUAUCGCACGGUCUAGAUUCACAUAUAGUAAUAGUUGGUUGUGGAAUAUCUGGUAUUGGAGCAGCUCUGAAGUUAACGAAGCAUGGUUUCCGCAAUGUGAGGAUCCUGGAAGCAACAGGACGGACUGGAGGAAGGAUCAAGACAGGGAAAAUGGGAAAUAAUAUCAUAGAGAUUGGUGCAAACUGGAUCCAUGGUCCGUCUGAGGCCAACCCAGUGUUCUGUCUGUCUAGACAGUAUGGCCUGCUGGACCCAGAGAGCCUGACUCCUGAGAACCAGAACCUAGAUAUCGGCGGUCAUCCCCCUUGGGUACCCAGCUGGUUCUCCAGCUCAGGUCGAAAGCUGACCGCAGAGCAGAUGGGUCCUGCCGUAGAGCUGUUUGGUGAGCUGUUGGAGGAGUGUAGCCAGUUCAGCGAUAAGGGAAGUGAACCGUACAGCAGUGUGGGGGAGUUUCUAAGGGCCGAGGUGCGGCAGCGUGCGGCAGAGCGAUGGCGAGGCGACAGUGCGUCCUGUCACUCCAUCCGCAUGUCUCUGCUCAGCACCCUGCUGAAGGUGGAGUGUUGUGUGAACGGGACACACACUCUGGACGCGCUGGGCCUAGGCGCCUUCGGACUGUACAAAACCCUGCCAGGACUGGACUGCACCUUCCCCCGGGGAUACGAAGGGUUAAUCGACAGCCUGAUGAAAGAGCUUCGUCCGGGGAUGGUCGCCUACCGCCGGCCAGUCAGCCGCGUUCACUGGCAGAGGGAGCCCGGAAAGGGAGAGACAGAGCGUCCUGUAACGGUGGAGUGUGAGGAUGGAGAGAGGAUCCCUGCGGACCAUGUCAUCGUCACAGUGCCUCUGGGGUAUCUGAAGAAGCAUCAUGGGACCCUUUUCUCUCCCCCUCUUCCCCUUCACAAGCUCCACUCUGUCCAGAGGAUGGGAUUUGGAACCAACAAUAAGAUCUUUGUGGAGUUUGAUAACCCCUGGUGGGAUGAAGACUGUGAGGUUAUAUACCUGGUCUGGGAAGAUGAGACAGACUUGGUGGACCAGGUAUCUGAUGUGGAGAGACUCUGGAUUAAGAAACUGUUUGGCUUCACUGUCCUCAAACCCACGAAGAGGUAUGGCCACGUGCUGUGUGGCUGGAUAGCUGGCCAUGAGUCUGAGUUCAUGGAGACUCUGUCAGAACAGGACGUCACGCAUGCCAUUACAAAUCUGAUACGCAGGUUCACAGGGAACCCAAUCAUCACCCCGCGGCGUGUCUUGAGGUCUCAGUGGUUCCAUGACCCAUGGACCUGUGGUUCUUACACCCACACUGGUACCGGAACCUCACGGCAGGAUAUCCACAACUUGGCUGAACCACUUCCGCUGUGGGGGGAGAAGCCUCUCCAGGUAUUGUUUGCAGGAGAAGCCACCCACCCUUCCUUUUUCUCCACUGUCCACGGAGCGCUGCUUACUGGCUGGAGGGAAGCUGAUAGGCUCAUAUCGCACUACUCGGCCCCCGGCACCUCCCAACCAACCAAAUCGAAGCUAUGAGGAGAUCAACUGACUUUUUCCUGAAACAGUGUUAAUAGUUUUGGUUUGACGUUGCUUAUGUAUAGAUUUAGGCCUGGACUACACAAUCUUGUCCAUGGAGAUCUACCAUCCAUGUAGGUCUUUCUCACCAACCCCAGUUGUGACUAAUAUGACUUUUAAUCCAGGUCAUUAUAAGAACCAGGUGUGCUAAAUUAGGAUUUGAAAGAACAUAAAGGAUGGUAGCUUCUCAGGAACCGGAUUGUACUGCCCUGAUCUGAGAUAAGCUAA
Messenger RNA from Esox lucius (northern pike), 2070 nucleotides. RefSeq names its product peroxisomal N(1)-acetyl-spermine/spermidine oxidase (gene paox). The record is from RefSeq and is a predicted model, not a curated record. Gene Ontology annotation, molecular function: polyamine oxidase activity. Bases 286 to 1803 code for a protein of 505 amino acids. NCBI's taxonomy places the organism in Eukaryota, Metazoa, Chordata, Actinopteri, Esociformes, Esocidae. The transcript has 10 exons.